Molecule: messenger RNA, 2682 nt
Organism: Laccaria bicolor S238N-H82
Lineage: Eukaryota; Fungi; Basidiomycota; Agaricomycetes; Agaricales; Hydnangiaceae
Exons: 6
Coding region: 1-2682 (893 amino acids)
Biological process (GO): intracellular signal transduction; protein phosphorylation
Molecular function (GO): protein serine/threonine kinase activity; ATP binding
Source: RefSeq, a predicted model, not a curated record
AUGUUCCGGACUGAGAUCAGUCAAGUGCCAGUGAGGUGCAAGACAUGGGAGAAUGUUGGAGAAAGAGCGGCGUAUUGGCAUGACAGUCAUGGCCGGGUCGAAGGGAACAAAGGGAGAGGAUCGGAAAGAGAGGACCGAGUCCGAAUAGUCUUGCCCUUCCUCACAACGAUGAUGAACAUCGCCGCCAUCUCAGCGGCCGUCUCAGCUGCCGUUUCUUCUUCUUCAGCCGACUCGACGACAUCCUCGCGUUCUCGUUCUUCACUACCAAGCAGCACAAGUACAAGCACAUCUUCUUCACUCUCAUCCACCUUCUCCGACCUCUCUUUAUCCUCUUUCGCAAGUGCCCCAUCACCACCACACUCCACCUCUGGAGCAAAAACACACGCAUUCUUCGCAUCGCCUUUCUCCUCGUCCUCCCCCGUAUCGACACUCGAUGAACCCUCAAUCACCGCCCACUUCUUCGCAAACCCCACCGACCCUCCACCUCUCCUCCCACACCGCUCAAAACCAAAGCAGACCAACACGAACCGUAUACAUGUCUCCCGCAUCUUUCCCUCGCGAUACACUUCCACCACGCCCGACGCGAAACCCCACUUUAUCGAUACAGAUACCGCCCUCCUCCUCCCAUUGCCCUCUCCAAGCUUUGAAAGAACACACUCGUCUUCGUCUUCGAUAUCAUCAGCGUCGUCUUCACGCAUCGUAGAUCCCAACGACCGCUUACCCACCCCGCCUCCCCCUCCUGAACAACACGAUGAAGAAGAGCCCACACCACGCCCUGCGAACCUCGAGCCGUCUUUAUCGCAGUUUGAGAAAGGGAUGCAGGCGGAGGUGCUUGAUGAUGACGAUGAGCCGCGCCAAGGAAGUAUCAUCACUUCGCAUACGCCCCAUCUCCUCAGAGAGCGAGAAACACCAACGCCAACAUCGCGAUCGAUAGAGCCUACGCUUCGGUUGAUGCGUCCCCUUGGACAAGGAGGGUUCUCGGCCGUAUGGCUCGCUGAAGAUCUAUCGCCUGUGCCUCUUGCGUUGGCGUCUAAAGCGAGUGUGAGGGAUUUGAGGAGGAAGGCGAGCUUAAAUAAGAAAUCGGGGGAAGAGGCGCGGGCGGGGUCGAUGGAGGAGGAUCCCGCUAAAAGUCCUAGAUCUAGCGAUGGAAAGGCUCUGUCUCGGAAGUCGAGUUUACGGUCCCCGACGACGGGGGGUGGGACGUUCCAUCAGCAGCAGCGACAGACGCUGUCGAGGGAUAGCAGUUUAAAGUUUAAGGAACGGGUGAGGGGGACGAGGCCUGCCGGGAGGAUUAAAGGGGGUAAGAGGGGUGGAGACAAUGAGGUGUACCUUGACGAGAGGCAUGGAGAGAUGGGUGUCUUGCGAAAGGAGGGUAUAGGGGAUUUAGAAGCUACUCCAAGAGGAAGGGUUGUUGCUGUCAAGAUGACGGCCAAGCGGAGUAUUGGAACGAGUUUAUUGGAAGAGGAGAGGACGAGAGUUGGGUUUGUUCGAGAGGUUGAAGUGCUUAGGCACAUAUCGCAUCCAAAUAUUACCCCGCUUCUAGCUCACUUGAACACUGCGACGCACCAUGUAUUGGUCUUGCCAUACCUACCAGGCGGCGAUCUUCUGGGUCUUGUCAAUAACGACGUAGCGUGGGGAAAAUUGGGCGAAACCGUUCUUCAAAGAGUAUGGUGCGAGCUGGCUAAAGCCGUUGGAUGGAUGCAUGGCGUCGGUUUGGUCCAUAGGGACAUUAAACUCGAGAACAUACUCUUAACAACAACGGCAUACAACGCCCUCACACCCUCCUCCCCGCCACCAACCCUCUGCACCCUCCCAACCCCACCCCUCCCACUCAUCAUGCUCACGGACUUUGGCUUGUCAAGGUUCGUAGAGAUAGACGAAGACGGCGAUGCCGAGCUCCUUUCUACGCGAUGUGGGAGCGAAGCGUACGCUGCACCAGAGCUCGUCAUGGGCGGGGGCGGGUCCACAUCUGGAUCUGGAAAGAAAACACGUAGAGGGGUGUAUGACGCCCGUGAGACGGACGCAUGGGCUUGUGGUGUUGUUCUUUAUGCGCUUGUGGCGAGGAGGCUGCCGUUUGGUGAAGGCGUCGCUGGUGCUGGUGGUGGAGGAGGAGGGAAGAUUGGGGGGGAGAGAGGGGAGGGAAAGACAGGUGGUGGUGUGUUUGAGAGGAGGCAGUGGUUGAUGAGAAUUGCGAGGGGGGAAUGGGAGUGGCCUGGUGGUGAGCUGCUGGAGCGUGUGGAGGGGGAGGAAGAGUUGGUGGGUGAACGAUUGGUGGAGAGUCGAGGUGCGCGGAGGAUGGUUGGUCGAUUGCUUGUCCGAGAUCCGAGGAAACGAGCAAGGGUGGCCGAGCUGUGGGACGACGAGUGGAUGUGGACUAGUGGGUGUGUCGUUCCGGAGAGUGUUGGGCAGCAUCCGCGUGUCGUGCCCAUUGAUUCGUCACAUUCGGACGGCGGGGAGGAUGUGAUGUUUGCGUCACAUGUGGACGAGGAGGGCAGGUCUGUGCCGAUAUUGAGGGUCCAUGACGGAGGGGAGGCUGACGCUAUGGAUGUGGAUGAUGGGGAGUGGAUAUUCGACGAUGAGGAUGGGGAGGGGAAGGCUUUGGAGGGUGAGCCAGAGGAGGAGGAGGGGUUACUCCUUGAUCAAGAAGGGAUUGACAGUAUCGCACGACAGGAGGUCGUCUGA